UGUGGAGAGUGGUAGUGUGGUGGUGGCAACAGGAGGUGGCGGAGCAGACGAAGCGAUCACCAGAUAGAGAAAUGUGUUCCUAGAAUUUCAUCUUCUUCUUCCUCUGAUAAUGAUGGUUGUGUGGGAGCGGGUCGUGAGGGGGCGGGUGGCUGUGUUUAUGAUGAUGACGGUGGUGGUGCUGUACUGGUGUCACACGCUCACCCCGUCUACAACAUACGACGUUAACACCCUCCCCCACCAUUACGAGAGUCCCGUACACGCCUCCAACAGUACCUCCGACGUCCACACGGGUCCUGCACACGCAUACAAGAGGCUGUUCCACUCCAACACGCGUCACACUCAAGUUGAAAACCCUGAUGCUAACCCUCACCCGAGUCCCGCCCAGGUGGAAAACAACGUCACACACGGCAACAAGAUACCAAGUACCUCUCAUAGUAUACCUAGAGGCCAGACCCUUCGUAAUAGCCAUACCCGAUAUAAUUCAAAUAACUCUCAAAACACAGGAGCAGCCACAAAAGUCAACAACAAUGCACUGCACAAAAAUAACAGCGAUGACAGUGAGACAAAGGCUAGUGAAAACAGUGUUGAUGCUGUCACUGUAACUGGUGAUUCUGGCGACAAUAAGACCAAUAUUACUAAAGCCAAGAUCAAAACCAAAGUCACCGGGACCAGAUCUUGGACGAACGAUGGAAAUAAUAUCACUAAGACCAGAAGGAAAACGGGAGAAGUGGCCAGUAUACGGAAGACCAUGACCAGGGCAGGAGCUCUCAAAUAUAAGAACAACAACUUCAGCAGCAGUGUUUCGACGAGUUCCUUAGGAGUUAUGGUCAACACGUCAAGGCCUAUACGACAACUGUGGCCGCUAGACAGUCGCUGCUCUGGGGUGAAGGUGAGAUUCGGUGUGGGGCUGAGGAGGGUUUGGUUGCUAUCCUUCCCUCGCUCAGGCAACACCUGGACCCGCUAUCUGAUGGAGGCCGCCACGGGAUUCUUCACCUCUGCCGUCUACAACGAUAAAACACUCAUCAGCUUAGGAUUCCUGGGAGAGGCCGAAGAUCAUCUGGCGGGCACAACGAUCCUACAGAAGACCCACAGCGAAAACCACAUCACCCAGGACACCGACCCCGUCAUCCUCCUCGUCAGGAACCCCCUCAGAUCCCUGGUAUCACUGUGGAGUUGGCGGGUGCUGGACGGAACACCCAGCCAGUAUAACGGCUCGGCGCCCCUGGAGGCCUACAGAGGCACGGAUUUUCACACGUUCACAUGGUACCACUCUUCCCUGUGGUCCGAGACGGUGACCUCCGCCUUGGCAAGAUUCCCCACACUCCUCAUCCUCUACUACGAGCACCUCCAACAGGACCCCAUUAGGGAGGUGCGGAGGGUCCUGGACUUCCUUCACCUCCCACCUGACGAGGAGCGACUCACGUGUCUAACCCGACACCUUCAGGGGCCCUUCCUGGGGGCUAAAAAGGUCGAUGACCCUUUCACCCAGUUCGAGAAGAAGAUCAUUCAAACAGCAAUCAAGUCUGCGUCACGAGCACUACAGGAGAAGGGUCGCCCGCCUCUCCCGGAUUAUUUCAAGACUUAAUACUAUAUUGAUGAUAUAUAUAAACUAUGUAUGAACCUGUAAAUACUUCAAGGGCUUGUAACUCUUGUAACAAUUCAAAGUAUUUUUAUUAUGAAUGAUGAUAAAUGUGUAAUCAUAUUUUUGUUUUAAUGGCAGCUUAAUAAUGAUUCAGAGUGUUGUUUUUUGUUUACAGACUUGUGGAAUAGAGUUAGUUUGGUGUAUCUAUGAGAGAGAGAGAGAGAGAGAGAGAGAGAGAGAGAGAGAGAGAGAGAGAGCGUGACAAUAGUGGAUUCGAUACUUGAUUACAGGUGAAGACGCCAGGUAACGACCGUGAGGGGGGACACGAGCACCCGGAGGUCACGACAUCUUAUUGACGGGUCUCCUACUGUCUCCUGGUGGGUCUCCUACUGCCUCCUGGUGGGUCUCCUACUGCCUCUUGGUGGGUCUCCUACUGCCUCCUGGUGGGUCUCCUAGUGUCUCCUAGUGGGUUUCCAGGCAUGGCGAAAGACAUGUGUGUACAUACAUAGUUAAACGCGGUACAAAUUGGCCUCUACGUGCAGGUAUUUUGUGUGUGUGUGUGUGUGUGUGUGUUUUGAGUGUAUUCUAAGUCACAGGUUUGGAUAUCAAGUUACAGUUACGGCUACUAUGUGAAGAUGGCGUGUGUAUGAAAAAGUGUGCGUGUACAGAAGCCUUAGUUAUCAUGUACAGGUUCCGGCGUGUACGCAUAUUUACGUGUUAUCGACAAGUUUACUACGUACAGAUGCCGUGUGCGUGUUGUAAGGUUAUUUUACAAGCACGGUCAGGGGUUAAGUGCCUACGUGUGCAUGUUUCAGACCUGUCUAACGCCCUGGGAGUGUCGUGAACAGGCCUGGACGCGGUACACACGCUGGAGAUCCUGUUUACUAACCCUCGCUAAAUUGCGCAACAGGAGAUCGAUAAAGACUAUGGUAGGAGAGACGGGUGUGAGAGAGGAUGUAAUUCCCCAUUCACUCUCAUCUUCCCAUCAACCAUUACUCUGAUUAUUGUUACGAACCACGCCAUCAAUUGUCAUGAUCUACCUACCCAGCACUACGAAUCACGCCAUCUAUUGUCCUG
Messenger RNA from Homarus americanus (American lobster), 2659 nucleotides. RefSeq lists its product as uncharacterized. The transcript is spliced from 6 exons. Gene Ontology annotation, molecular function: sulfotransferase activity. The record is from RefSeq and is a predicted model, not a curated record. The coding region runs from base 110 to 1585 and encodes 491 amino acids. NCBI's taxonomy places the organism in Eukaryota, Metazoa, Arthropoda, Malacostraca, Decapoda, Nephropidae.